Messenger RNA from Lepus europaeus (European hare), 1856 nucleotides. It is a transcript of the gene RBFA, whose product is annotated as ribosome binding factor A. NCBI's taxonomy places the organism in Eukaryota, Metazoa, Chordata, Mammalia, Lagomorpha, Leporidae. The record is from RefSeq and is a predicted model, not a curated record. The transcript is spliced from 7 exons. Gene Ontology annotation, biological process: rRNA processing. Bases 1 to 795 code for a protein of 264 amino acids.
AUGUGGGCGGCCGCCGGCGGGCGGUGGGGGCUCCGCUGCGGGCUUCGGGCGCUGCUCGGCCGCUGCGAUGCGUCGCCGUCGCCCGGCUCGGCGCGAGGCGUGUGCGUCACCGCUGUCUCUUGCGGGAGCAAAAACUUGCUCAAAAAAUUUGCCUCGAAAGCCAAGAAGAAGUUUUGGUACGAAGGCCCCUCCUUGGGACACUUGACCUCCAGGUCACCCAGGCUGGAGGCCCUGAUGACGAGCACCGCCAGGAAGACCCGGAAGGAAGACCACGUGCGCCUGAGGGCCCUGAACGGCCUCCUCCACAAAGCAGUAGCCGAGCUGCUGAGCACCCCCGAAGUGAGCCAGGAGAUCUGCGACCUGUGCGUGGAGGUCUCCAAGGUCUCUGUUUCCCCAGACUUCUCAGCCUGCCGUGUGUACUGGAAGACCACACUCUCUGCUGUCCAGAACCAGCGCACAGAGGCCGCCCUGCAGAGGAGCGCCGCACACAUGAGGCAUCUUCUGAUGGCCCAGCAGACACUGCGCAACGUGCCUCCAAUCGUGUUUGUUCAAGACAAAGAAAGCGCAGCCAUGGCCCAGAUUGAUCAGUUGCUGGCAGCCGCUGACUUUGGACCCCCAGCUGGAAGAGACGACUCAGGGCAGGACCCUCUCAGGAACCCCGACUCCCCACCCCUCUGCGACACCCCAGCACCUGCCGUGCAUCCGAGUCUCUGUGGCAUCGAUCAUGAGGCGCUCAACAAGCAAAUAACUGAGUACAAACGGAGGAAGGAGAAAGGGCGGGGCUCGAGCCAGUAGCUGAGCUGACAGCAGGCGAGCAGGGAAAGAGGCCUAAGCCCCACGCCAGCCACCCCUCCCCGGAGUCACCUGUUGACCCAGCAGAGUGAAGAUGACCUGGGUUCAAAGGUCAACCCAGGAGGUGAGGAGAGGCCCCGGCUGGGCGAAGCCUCAGCUCCCAGUGUCUGCAGAACUGGACCCUGCUGCCCGCUUCCUGGGCAGGGGCGCGAGGCUGCUGCUUUUCUGCCACCUGAGUGGGACUCCUGCAGAAGUCGCUGUUGCUUUAAGGAAGUAAAUGGCCAUGGUGUCGUGCAAAAUCAAAAUAGCAUUGAAGUCUAGCACAGCAGCUCCACCUGUAGGCGUGGCUGAGUCAGCUCCCAGCGGUUCCUGGUGACCCCGUGACCCCCACCUUGGCUCUUGGAGGAGCAGCAGACUGUCUGGGCCCGUGCCGGCUGGCGUUCGGGCCUGGUCUUUGUGAGGGGCCGGUGACUGAGACAGAGACGUCCAGAGCCUCCGGGGCGGCAGCCUCUGGGCACCAGGAGGAAGCACACUUGCUGUGCCUGGGAAGGUGGUUCUGGCUCCGCCCCCUGCCCUACUCCCAGCCUCUCUAGGUUCCCAGCUGGGUGGCGUGGGUGUGACCUCUGUGGGUGCAGAGGCAUCAGCGCUCGCAGUGUCCCUGUGAGGAUAAAGGCAGCGGGGGAGCCUGUGGGAGGCCUGCGCUGAGCAGGUGCUCACAGGGGCUGUCGGUGUAGCAGGGGAGGAGGCCAGGGCUUCAGAUCCGGGAGGACAGCGAGGCCACCACAGCGAUGACCAGCAGGACUGGGUGCUUUUCCCUUGCUGGUCCCCAAACCUGUUUCAGCAGCCCCGUGCGUGGCUGGGUGGACGGCAGGCGGGGGACCCUCUCCUCAGACUGCAUCCGUGGACUCGUGUAACGUGAGCAGUGCACAGCACACGUGUUUCCGGCUGAGGUUGGACUGGGCUCGUGCCAUAAGCAAGUGGCCUUUCCACAAUGUGAGUGCUGUGGUUUUCACACUUUGGUGCCUUGUGUUGGUGACCUUGCUGCUUAUAAAAGAAAAAAAACA